GAACAUAUGUCAGAUAUGAAUUUGAAUGUCUUCCUGGCUACAUGAAGGGUCUAGCGACAUGGGAGGUUAAAUUCUCCAACCACAUUUGAAAUGCCACUGGAGGUUUUGGGCCAUGAAUUGCAGUUUACUCAGGAUCCCAAUUCAAAGCACUUAGGAACAAAAGUGUGGGAUUCAUCACUUGUUUUUGCCAAAUUUCUUGAACGGAAUUGCAGAAAGGGAAGGUUUUCUCCAGCUAAACUUAAAGGAAAACGUGUAAUUGAACUUGGAGCUGGCUAUGGUGUUUCUGGUUUUGGUAAUGUUACAAAUGAUUUUUAAUGUUUGGUUAGCCUAUUAAUUAACUCGUCCUAUAUGGACUCCCUUAUUGAAAAUGUUAUGUAAGUAACUAAUAAGUUUUUAAUCAGCUGCAAUAAUUACAAUAAAAACUAAGAGAAA
Molecule: messenger RNA, 432 nt
Organism: Arachis stenosperma
Lineage: Eukaryota; Viridiplantae; Streptophyta; Magnoliopsida; Fabales; Fabaceae
Exons: 4
Coding region: 91-315 (74 amino acids)
Source: RefSeq, a predicted model, not a curated record